Monoraphidium neglectum is the source of this 567-nucleotide messenger RNA. RefSeq lists its product as hypothetical. The annotation marks the transcript as partial. The record is from RefSeq and is a predicted model, not a curated record. Gene Ontology annotation, molecular function: protein-arginine N-methyltransferase activity. Gene Ontology annotation, biological process: peptidyl-arginine methylation. The transcript has a single exon. Lineage: Eukaryota; Viridiplantae; Chlorophyta; Chlorophyceae; Sphaeropleales; Selenastraceae.
GACGUGUACGGCUUCACGAUGGCCCCCGUGAGCGCCGAGAUCUGGCGCGGCGCGGCGGGCAAGGUGGCGCUGCAGCCUGUGCCGGCGUCCGCCCUGGCCACGCGCCCCGCGGCGCUGCACCGCAUGGACCUCGCCACCAUGGCCCCGCGCGACCAGGACUUCACGGCCGAGGUCGUCAUGGCCGCGCAGGAGCCCGCGUCAGCUGAGGGGGGCGGCGCCGCUGUGGCGCCUGCGGCCGUGAGCUGUGUGGUGCUGUGGUUUGAUGUGGAGUUCAGCGCGCGCUUCUGCGCGCAGCGGCCGGUGGUGCUGUCGACCUCGCCCGCAGCGGAGCAGACGCACUGGGUGCAGGCCGUGCUGCCGCUGAAGGCGCCGCUGGAGCUGCCGGCCGGGGGCGCGCUGGCGGCGCGCGUGAGCAUGGCGCGCAGCCCUGCGCGGCACCGCGCCCUGGACGUGUCGCUCGAGUACGGCGUGCUGGCGGCGGGUGCAGGCAGCGGCGCUGGUGAGGGUCUGGGUGCCGCCCUGCGCGAGGCGGUGUCCUUCUGCAUGGAGAUAGGAGGCAAGGACUGA